AAAAUCGAAUAUAAUUUAAUACAACAUAAUUUUUUCGUAAUUUUGUAAAUAUCAUUUACCUAUAAUUUUUUUUAGAUAAUUAAAAUAUAAAAAUCAUUUUGUAAAAUAAUGUUAUAAUUUUAAAAAUUCGAAUUGUCGAUGAUUCCAAUAUUAUACAUUUCUAUUCUUAUAUUCCAGUGGCAAACUCUGGUCAAUUCUGCUCAAUAUAGGCCACCAUCUAAACGUACCUUUCUAAAUAAAAUUCUAGACGAUGAAGAUAUUGUUGGAUCGGGGGAAGAAGGAAGCGGACACUUGUUAUCUGAAAAUGAAUUCAUAAUAUACAGGUGCCGUAUAAAAUUGAUCGAUGUCACAUACGAUAGAAGUUAUUCGGACAGGGAGAACACGAAUUUCAAAGAACUUUCCAAAGGUUUAACCCAACAAUUCCUCAAACUGUUCCCUAGCGAUUGGCAAAAUGAGCUGAAAAUAUCAGUAGUUCAGAUAAGGCCUAGCUCUGACAUUAACGCGAUAGCAUCAUUAGACAUAUCUGCAUCUGAAUUAGUUAGCAACAAAGAAUUGACAAAUAUAAUAUGGGACGCUGUUAAAAGUAGUUACAUAGGAACUUACAGGGUAUCUCCCGAAGAGUUUAGUUUUACGGCACUAUCCGCCAUCAAAGAUGCCCACCCCGUGAUAUGCCGUGAAAGCGAAUUCAAAUGUGACAAUGGUCAAUGCAUACAUGACUCUCUUAAAUGCAACCAAGUCUAUGAUUGUUUGGAUACAUCUGAUGAAAGGGAUUGUUCUCCCAUGCCUACCACUACUACAAUAACGUCUUUGUCCUCCAUCUGGACAUCGCCUUCGACAUCUUUUUCCUUGUCAACGCGUCGAUCCUUCGCAUGCCCUCGGCUUGGGGAAGGCGGUCCUAUUUUUAAAUGCUCGUCACGGCUAAACGAGUGCAUUGAAGCACGGCGGCAAUGCGAUUCCCAUUACGAUUGCUCGGAUAGAUCUGACGAAAUCGAAUGCCCUACGCCAUCCGUGACUGCUACUCUUAUUAAAGAUUGCACCGCAAAUGAAUUUCAAUGUUCAGAUGGAAAAUGCAUUGAUAUUAGACUGAAAUGCAAUUCUAUGGUUGAUUGCACCGAUGCAUCCGAUGAAAGAGAAUGCAGCAUCUCAAGCGAGAGUCCAGUUACCACGAUUAGAGUUUCAAAGAAGGUAGACGUUUCUAACGUAUUUGAUACUUGGAGCACUAGAAGAACAGAAACGACUGAGGCCUCAAGUCCUACAAAAUACGUCACUACCCUUAACACGCUUUUAUACUCUACUAACUCUCCCACCACGUUCUCGCAGGCUACCAAUAGACGGGGCAAUAGCGAUGAAGAUCGGAAUAAAGAUUACCGGGACAGAAUGAUCAAGUACCAACAAGAAAAAAUGAUGCACGAACAGCGCAAACAGAGUUACUACAAGGACAUGUUGACAGGAUCCAGUUGGGCGGAUUUUACCACCUUAGCCCGCACCACAUUACCCGAUGUGAAAUCUUCUUUAACUACAUUGACAACGACUGCCAGAAUUUCGACUAUCGACAGUUAUGAUCUAAGCCGCCAAUUACAAAGGAAUAAAGCCAUCGAGUCUUUAGGAAGAUCCUAUCAGGCCACUGUGCAGACUAGACUAGCUCCUUCACCUAAGGUCACAUCGCCAAUCGACGUAAUUAUAAGACCAACUACAUUAAUCGUCAAUGAACAUGGUUCCUCAAUGUUUGAAGUAUAUGUGAGACGGAGGGAUCAGCAGAUAGUAGCGGAAGAAAUUGAGUGGAGUCGCACAGACGGUCGUGCCCUUCCUCCCGACCGGGUAUACGCUGUUCACGGUGGAAGGCGGCUCGUGGUAGGUCGCGUCAGGUUGGACGACGCGGGAUCUUAUCUUUGUCGUGUAUCUGCUAUUUAUGGCCGAGAUCGCAUAAGUGGAAUCACAUCCAAACCACACGUGGUUGAACAACAUGUCAUAAUACGUGUCGAGAAAAAUUUUAACUUAAUACGCUCCACUCAACCUUCUCUACCAACACCGGCUACGAGAAUGAGAGAUAUUGACCAUCCCAGGCUCUCACAAAUACAGACACCUGUUCAUAACGUAUUCUAUCGCUUGAGAGUAGAGCCAGCUCACUCAACAGCAGCAGAAGGACAAAGCGUCCGCUUCAAGUGCGUAUUGCUUGAAUCGGAAACUGGCAAGAUACCAAGCGUAACUUGGGUUAGAUUAAGCGGUGGGUCGACCCUAUCUAGUAACUCUCUAGUUCGUAACUUAGGGGGUAACGAAAACGGAGCGGAACUCAUCUUGACGUCUAUUUCGCCCUCGGAUCAAGGCCAUUAUGGGUGUGUCUUACCAGCCCCUUACGAUAAGUCCGUCAGGGCCAUCGUCACUCUACGGGUAACUUCCAGGCCUGUUUCUCGUCCGGAAUUAGGAGACCGUGUCUCUUCCCCGAUUGUUGAGCAGAGAAUAGAUAACCUUUAUCAAACAAGUGGACAACAAGCGGCCCAAAUUGAUGAAAACGAUGAGGAAUAUGUUCCAACUACCACUUUGUCUUCAAUCAUCGGUUCUUAUAGGUGUCAGACCGAUGAGGCCACAUGUCAAAAUGGUCAAUGCAUCAAGCGGGCCAAUAUCUGUGACGGCUUAAGUCAUUGCAGCGAUGGCUCGGACGAAAGAAAUUGCCCCGGUUUAACCAAGAAUGACGGAGAUGAAAGAUUCCAAAAAUUCUGCGAGCCCAACGAAUAUCGUUGUAACAAUGGCCGCUGCGUGCAAAAGAUAUGGCGAUGCGAUGGAGACGAUGAUUGCGGCGAUCAAUCGGAUGAACUCAAUUGUGCGACAAACGCUCCAGGUUCCACAUGCUCCGCUACAGAAUGGCGUUGUAUGUCUCGUGACCAAUGCGUACCGGCAUCUUACCAAUGCGACGGAGAGACAGAUUGCGCCGACAGAUCGGACGAGAUUGGCUGCUCCCCACCUGUUAUAGUAUCCCCUCCCACCCGCUAUGUAACAGCGCGACGUGGAGAGACCGUACAGAUCACAUGCGCUGCCCGUGGAACACCCGUGCCAUUAGUGUCUUGGCGACUUAAUUGGGGUCAUCUGCCCGCCGGUCCACGUGUCUCCUCCACGAGUCACGAUGGGCGCGGUAUAUUGACCAUCCGUGGGGUCAGAAAAAGCGAUCAAGGAGCAUACAGCUGUGAGGCUAUCAAUAAUCGAGAUGCUAUCUUGGCUACUCCCGACGCUAUUCUCACCAUUGUAGGUGAUGAUGAUCUCACGCCUACCACCCAUACGCCACCGUCUUAUUCCCCACCACGAGAGAAAUCCUCUCCUGGUUCAAUAUGCCAGCCUCCUUAUUUCAAUAGCAACGCGAGAACUCCCUCAGAUUGUGUGUCCUGUUUCUGUUCCGGCAGGACUACCCAGUGCUUUAGCAGCGACCAACUAUAUUUAUCGCAAAUCGCCUUACGUAAUACGAUAAACCUAGCAGAAAUAGACGGUACACCUAUACCCACUAAUUUCAUUCGCCCUUUACCCGACGGAGUUUCGAUCCAAAAUUUAGCAUUACUAUCCAACAAUAGGAAUUACAAUCAAAAGCCUUGUUUUAUCUUUCUUACUAGUGAAUUCUUGGGCAAUAGACUGAGGAGCUAUAGUACGCCCUUGACCUUUGAAUUGUUUUACACAACACAGGAUGGCAGGCUUACUUCCGGAUCAAGAAAAUUGAAUCAUCCGAUCCUUAUACUCGAGGGUGAUAACAAAAUAUUAUAUCAUUACUUGCCUUAUCUCCCGCAACCCAACGCGUUUCAAAGAAUCAAAAUCAAUCUGGUCGAAAAUUCUUUCACUCCCUCAUCCAAUCCAAACUAUCCCGAACCUGUUUCCAGGCAAACUUUAAUGUCAGUCUUGCAGAAUGUUAAAUCAAUUAAGUUACUAGCUUUGUAUGACCCAAGUCAAACCCUAGUCCGCUUAACCAAAAUUAAUAUGGGAGAUGCUGGGACCUAUAACCACGGUAAAGGCAAAGCUGUUUUGGUGGAAGAGUGCAGAUGCCCACCCGGGUAUUCGGGAUAUUCUUGCGAGAAAUGUAGCGAUGGUUACGAAUUAGACAAACGACCUGGUGAUAGUUUAGGCUCUUGCGUUUCAUGCUCAUGUAAUGGGCAUUCGAAUCAAUGCGAUCCCGUGAAUAAAAGAUGCACGAAUUGUCAACACAAUACUGAAGGGGAUAGAUGCGAUAGAUGCAAGAUAGGAUAUUAUGGUAACGCACUAACGGGAACCAUUAACGAUUGUAAGCCAUGCGCUUGCCCGUUGACUCAUCCAUCCAACAACUUCUCUCCCACUUGCGUUCUCGAUAGCGACAACCAAAUGACUUGCAAUCAGUGUCCGAGAGGGUUUGCUGGCAGAAAAUGCCAAGCCUGCGCUAACGGCUACACCGGAAGCCCCACGAACGUAGGCGACUCAUGCCGACCAAUAGCUCCAAGCACUCCUUCGGUACAAGACAGACCUCCCAUUUCAAGUAUCUGCGAUUUAAGGGGUGCUUUGAGUCCUUAUACCGAUCGGUCCGGUGCUUGCAUGUGCAAAGCUCUUACUUCUGGUCCAACUUGCAACACUUGUAAAGCCAACGCUUUUUAUCUAGCCCAGGAAAAUCCUAAUGGGUGCAUUGGAUGCUUUUGCAUGGGAAUCAGCAAAGACUGCCAAAGUUGUAGGUUUUUCAGGAAGAAGGUAUCAUAUCCUUUGGUAUCCCGGGGCCAGUCUCCGCGAGAACUGGUGACAAAGCACGCUAUCGCUCCGUCAUCAUCGGAACAGCGCAUCGGAAGCCAAGAAGAUGUGGGCAUACCUUUCGUAGUAACCGCUAACGAUCCUCGCGGAACCUUAGCGGAGGUAAAAUUUAACGGCGACACUGGUCGCGUUCCCACUCUCUAUUGGAAACUGCCUUCCCACUAUCUAGGCAACAAGGUAAGUUCCUAUGGUGGUCAUAUUAGGUAUUCGAUACAGGUAAAUGGCUAUGGGCAUCCCAAUACUGCGCCGGAAGUCGAGAUUAUGGGAAAUGGUAUACAUUUAGUGUACGAUUCUGAUCAACGAAGUCCGAUCCCUAUCCAACCAGUCGUAAGGAUCGUACGAUUAUAUGAGAAUAAUUGGAAGAGGAAUGAUGGCAACAGAGCUACCAGGGAACAUUUAAUGAUGGCUUUGGUUAAUUUGCAACGAGUCGUUAUCAAAUUAACUCAUUAUAACUCUACCCUUUAUUCAAGCAUAAAAGAUUUAUCGAUUGAGUUAGCCGACGAAAAUAAGGCCGAUUCUUCAGGUAUGGCUCAUGCUGUCGAAAGAUGCAACUGUCCCCCGGGUUACAAGGGACUCUCUUGCGAGAAAUGCGCGCCAGGAUACACAAGAACAGAAGGAGGCUUUUACCUGGGAUUAUGCAAACCUUGUUCGUGUAAUGGUAGAUCUAACGAAUGCGACACCAAUAAUGGUGUAUGCAAGAAUUGUCGCGAUUCAACUGGCGAUAACUGCGAUAGAUGUAAUCCAGGUUUUUACGGAAGACCGCAAGAUUCGUGUAGACCCUGUUCAUGUCCAGCUAUAGCUGGCAUACCCGGAACAUGCCGUAUAGAUAUGAGAGACAAUCAGGUCACCUGUGAAAGAUGCCCACCGGGGCAUAUAGGAAAGAAAUGCGAAAGAUGUGCACCACCAUAUUCUCCCCACCCAAGUAACCCAGAUUUGUGUUAUUUGCCACCUCAAACCACAACCACCCAAACUACUAUCGUGACAGGGAGAUCACUGUCUAGCAUGUUGAGGAUAAUUGUCAACGAGCCUCGACACUUAAUAUUGGAUGAAGGGGAAACUGCUACUUUUGUGUGUAAUAUCAUUAAAGACUCACAAGAAGGAUUCAAGAUAUCUUGGGCCAAACUAGGUUACUCUAACAAGCCUUUACCCGAUAAGGCGGAAGAUUUGAUAGGGAUUCUCAAGAUUCCUAAUGUCAGGCUCGAGGACUCUGGCUUGUACAUUUGCACGGCAUCCACUAAAUAUCAAAUCUUCGAAGCCCAAGCUCGAUUAGACGUUAAAGCUAAAAGAUACGAACAAUUGAAAGUAUUCGUAAUACCGACGCUGAUCAAUGCCAACGAAGGCGAUGACGCUUCUUUUGAUUGCCAGGUUCAAGGCGGUAACGGAGACGUAGUAAUUAAUUGGUACAAGCACAACGAUAAUUUGCACCCUUCCUAUAAGACAAAUGGUACGAUAAUCGAAUUCAAAAAUGUCAGAUCCUCCGAUUCUGGAUUGUACGUGUGCGAGGUUUCCAGCCCCAAUGGCCGUUACAGAUCGACAUCUAGACUCCUGGUCGAUUUCGCUAAAAGAGACACUUCUUCGUUGUUUCCAUUCACCGAACCCAGAACUAGCCCAUCUUCGAAACCCCCUUCAUCAAUUCCUUUCACUGAAUGGGUUACUUUUACAUCUGCUAGCAUCCCGCAAAUUCUCUCAACUUCCACAACAGUAUCAACAACAAUGGAAAGCUCCUCCCCAUCCACAUCGCAAACGCCUACAUCAACUCAAGCUAUUAUUACGUUAGCCUCGAUUCCUGAUGUAGCGCCUAUGGCAGUUGCUAGACCGCGAGAACUUUCUUUGAGGAUAGGAUCGUCAGCAAUUUUGGCUUGCGCGAUAACUGGGAGACCGGUACCGAAUAUUAGAUGGAUCAGGACCGAUGGGAAACCUAUUAGUGCUAGUCACAAGAUAUACGGAAACCAACUUAGAAUUAUAUCUGCAGUGGUCGAGGAUUCUGGCACAUAUGUAUGUAAGGUUUCGAAUUAUGUUGGCUCGACCCAGGCCGAGAUCACGUUACAUGUUAAAGCCUUAAGUACUCCAGGGUUGACGGUGUACCCGAGUAAUUCUCAAAGCGUUAAAGUUGGCGGCCAAGUUCAGUUCGAAUGCAGAUUGAACGCGGGGGAAAGCGGUUCGGCUCUCGUAUGGAAGAGAUUGGGAAACAAAGAAAUACACAGACAAACCACCCAAGUAUUUGAUGGCAUCUUACGUUUCACGAAUGUUGUGGGCAAAGAGAAAGGGGAGUAUGAAUGUUCAUCUUCCAAUUCGGCUGGAGUCACUUCGCGCACCGUAUCUUUGAACAUUGAAGGCGUGCCAACCUUGACUAUCACGCCAAGCAGCCCUGUCCGCGCUAUUGAAGGUGGUUCUCUUAAUUUGGAGUGCACGGCAGAGGGCGAACCUCUUCCUAAGGUUUACUGGUCACUUCCAAAACGGAUCGUCGGUACAGAAGGAUCUCCCACACUACCUUCUGAUGAGGACGAUGAGGAAUUGAGGGCAGAGAACCGUGAGGUGCGUCGUGGGGACAUACCUUCUGCUUCUGCUAUUUUUGAGAUAACCGAUUUACGACCAAGCGACUCGGGCCGCUACGUUUGUACCGCCAAGAACGCCCUGGGCGUCGUUCAAGAAACCCUCGAUUUGAUAGUUAAUUCUUUGGAUGGCAAUCAUGAUAUUUUGAACGUUGUGCGAAUCCUUCCCAAGUUCUUAAAUUACAAAAGCGGUGAUAGCACUCAAUUGAAUUGCAUGCUCUCAGGUCAAACUCAAUACAAGGUUGAAUGGAAGAGGCCCAAAGGAUACUUUUUACCCAGAAAUUAUUAUACAGUCGAUGAUGGGCGUGGUUUAGUCAUUCCAAAACUUUCCACAAGGGAUGCCGGUGAUUACAUUUGCGAGGCAUCUUUAGACAAUGUUUACUUCUCUUCCACCGCUACCAUUAAUGUUCAAAGAAGGAUCGAAUUAACGGUAUCACCCGCUACGCAAACUAUCGAAGAAGGUCAUUCAUUUACCAUAGCCUGCUCGGCGCGUUUCUUAGAUGAUAUAGACGAUAGCAGUAGCAACACGCACGAUAACUUCGUAAAAUUGACGUGGUCCAAGGUUUCUAUGGGUGAGGCCUCCUCGUCCCCGGACUGGUCCCAAUUUCUGCGAAGCGGGGUGUCCGAUUACAGUGGUCUGCUAGAAGUUACCGAGGCAUCCAUUGCCGAUGGCGGGCGUUAUGUGUGCACCGGUCACGACUCGUAUGGAAACGCUUUCGAUGGUAACGCCAUCAGUGCCGACGUUCGCGUCGAGCCCGUAGAAACUCGUUCCUUCUCUUCUGGUGAUUCUAUAAAUGCUAUAAGAACGGGUAUAGAGACUAGAGAUAGGUUAUUGAUAGAAAACAAUGCUGUGUCCUCUACUAGUAGUUCGAGCAAUUCUGCCGGGGAAAGAGUUGCCUCUCGUGAGCGACUUGAAUCUAUGAGAUUACUUCGUGAACAUCGUCAACCUAUGAGUGCGAUCUUAUCAACUCCUCGAAGAAUAGAGUUAAUGCAAGAAUCCCAGGUUAAGAAUAAUCGUAUAUAUUUGCCACACAAAAUCGAUCAAAUCUCCAUGAGGGAGAUGAACUGGCAGGAAAGCAGUUCUUCUGGUAUAUAUAGAAGCAACUCGGAUGAUGCGCGCCAUUCUCACAACGCCGUUUAUGAGGACCGACUAAAUCCCAGGCCGUCUUCCUCCUAUACGUAUCAACUGGCCAAUGUGCCCUCGUCCGUCGUUUCCAGUUUCAGUAACGCAUCCCAUAUUUCCUUACCAAGGUUCCAAGAGGGCGGAUCCAGUGCCCGGCCACGUGAUCCUCUUUCCACACGCAGUGGUAAUCACAGACUUAUAGUGAUGAUCCCACAACGACCCGGCGAUCGAUUUCAUUCUAUGCGGAAAGGUGAUCAACCACGUAUUAAACGACACGUUAGGGACCACCGAUGCAGCGAGCUAAAAACUAAAAAAGAUUCAGAUUAAAUCUUUCUUAAUAAAUGUUUGAAAAAAAUUGUAAAUCGUUGAAACAAUAUUUUUUUUUGAAAAUAAAACAAUUCAUUUUAUGGCAGCUGACACUUUUGUUUAUAUAUAAUUUUUACGUGCUUUUAGACAAUUUUUUUUAACCAAUAUUUUACAAAAUUAAUUUACAAUCAGACUUAUAAGGGUUCAGAUAUAAAUAAAUUUUAGCGCAGACCAAUAUGUUUUUUAGAAAGUUUUGUAUAUUUAAAUCUUAUAUCAAUUUUAUUUCUUCCUAUUCAGAUUGUUAGUCACAUUUUAGUUUGAAUAAUUUUUUUGUUAUUAAAACAAAGUGAUAAUAAAUUUAUCAUGAAUAAAGUUUAAAAUAUAUAUUUGCCAAAAUGAAAAUGACAAAAAAACAGCUGUUGAGUUACAUUUAUUUCUAAACAUUUUGUGGAACAAUUAAAUAUUAUUUCUAAAAAGAUAUUUUUAAUUAAUUUUAUUGAUAUGCAAUAACAAUUUUUUUUUCUUUAUUUUCUUAUUCUUUCUCGAGAUUUAUUUCUCGUAUACUACUUACAAAACAUUACUUUACAAAAUGGUGAUUCAUAUUACUAUUUUUUAUUAAUAAUAAUGCACCGAUUAUUUUUAUUAUUAUCUUUUUACCUUAAAAUGUUUUGUACCACAUUUUCUGAUUCGACUGUUAACUAAUUAACUAAAAAAAUUGUUUAUAUGAUUUUUUUUUCCAUUGAUAAAAUUGAAAUAAUAUCAAAAUUUACACCCCAUCAUUACCUGUUA
This is a messenger RNA of Gordionus sp. m RMFG-2023, 9516 nucleotides long. Its product is annotated as basement membrane-specific heparan sulfate proteoglycan core protein-like. The transcript has 53 exons. Gene Ontology annotation, cellular component: basement membrane; laminin-332 trimer; neuron projection. Lineage: Eukaryota; Metazoa; Nematomorpha; Gordioida; Chordodea; Parachordodidae. Gene Ontology annotation, molecular function: integrin binding. Gene Ontology annotation, biological process: cell migration; tissue development; animal organ morphogenesis. The coding region runs from base 139 to 8748 and encodes 2869 amino acids. The record is from RefSeq and is a predicted model, not a curated record.